AUGGCGGCUCUAUUUGUAAAUCAUAGAAAAGUGAAAGAAUUUCGGCACACUGCACAUGUACAGAAUAUGCUAGACAAUGAGAUGUAUGCCAGAUACAGAUAUACGAAUGGUGGAAUAGAUUAUCUAGAGGAUUUGCUGAAGGAAUCGCUGGAAAGAACGACAAGAAGAAACAGAGCACUUACUGUUAGACAGAUGAUUCUGAUUACGUUGCGCUUCUUCAUCACAGGAGCAUUUUUUAACAUCAUUGGUGAUAGUAUGGGCUACCACAAGUGCACUGUGUCACGUGUUGUAGCCCAAGUAACAGAAGCAAUUUGUGGUCACAUACAUCAGUUUGUGAUGUGGCCUGAUGCCAAUGCUCGAGCAUGGAAUAUGACAGAAUUUUUUAAGAAAGCUGGUUUCCCGAAUGUUGUUGGAUGUGUAGACGGAACACAUAUCCGAAUCCAGGCGCCAUCCGAAGACGAACCAGCCUUCGUGAAUAGGAAAGGCUUCCAUAGCAUCAACAGAACAGAACAGAACAGAACAGAAUGCAGGCUGUAUGUGACAUCAAAGAGUCUAUGCAUACAGAUUGUGAAGAGUUUGGAAGGUGCAGGACGAAGUGAACCAUUACCCAAGUGA
Messenger RNA from Mya arenaria, 615 nucleotides. Its product is annotated as putative nuclease HARBI1. The transcript has 2 exons. Lineage: Eukaryota; Metazoa; Mollusca; Bivalvia; Myida; Myidae. Bases 1 to 615 code for a protein of 204 amino acids. The record is from RefSeq and is a predicted model, not a curated record.